AUGUUCUCCAUCUUUCCAGCUUCUGGAAAUGUCAUGCCUGGAGCUCAGCAGGUCAUCAAUGUGGAAUGCUCAGCUGAUAAUAUCAGCAUUAGUGAUGAGGAGAUAUGCAUCGACAUAUCAGACCGGGAUCCCAAACUAUUUCCACAUGGCAUUCCUUACCGAAUUCAAGCAGAAAGCUGUAUUCCAGCCAUUGAUAUGGAUGACAUUGGUGCUAUCUUCGAAGAACACCGAAUCUGCAAGAGCCUUUCUCUUUGGCAACAUUACAAUAAACUGGAAAGUGGAGGCGUCUAUGGGGAGAUGGAGAAGAAGUUCAUGUUCAAUAAUGUACUUGUUGGUAAAAAGUCCAAAGCUCGCUUCAAGAUCAUCAACAACACAAAGGUCCCAUGUGAUGUAAUAAUGAACCUGAGAACUCAAGCAGCUCGUGGAAGUGGGAAAACCCAACACCAAUUGGAAGCAUUUGAAAUUGAACCAGUGAAAGCACAGAUAUUAAACCAUGGCCAUAUAUUUGUCACCGUAACGUUUGCCCCACAAACCAUGCAGAUGUACACUACAACUUUUGAAGCUGUCAUAGAUUCAAGCAACUUACCAUUUAAGAUUGACGGCUUGACAUUUGAUAUAUCAGGGGAGGGCACUCUUCCAAGGAUCUCUGUAACUCAGCCAAUGAUACGUAACAGACAAGGCCAACCAGUGUUAAUCUUUAAACAGAAUUUAGUUGGACAUGCACAGGCUUUAACAUUAGCUCUGACCAAUGAUGGUACUCUGCCUUGUAAGGUUGACUUGGACCUCAUUGAUACGGAUAAAGUUUACAGUUUGGUACAUUCUGCAGACAAAAAUGAAAACAUGGAACACAAAUUCAUCAAUGGUAAAGUCAUACAAAAGAAACCGUACACAGCCACUGUGUCUCUGGAAUGUGAUGAUGUGAUUGCAUUUGAUGUGAUCUUCCACCCAAAGCAACCUGUUAAGAGUUAUGGCCAAGUGCAGUUGAAUGUACAUGGCAAUCAGUACGAGAACACUAUCAUCUGGCUUAUUGGAGAGGGUUACUUAGAGGAAGUCACCUUUGAUAACAUUAUGCUUGAUUCACAACUUGAAUUGCAAUUAAAAACAGAAACUUUGGAGAAUUGCCAAGACAAUGAUAAUAUUCAAGCAACAAGAGCAAACUUGAUGGCAUUUGGUGACUGCUAUAUUCAAGAGCCAAAGACCCAAUGCCUAUCCAUCACAAACAGAUGCCAAACAGACUGUAUUCAUUUCCAAUGGGUCGACCAAUAUCCACUGAGUUUUUCACCACAAGUUGGGCAUUUAAAGCCAGGCCAAGCAAAAGAAGUUGCAAUCACUUUCAAUGCAGAUAAACCUGUGUGCCUGAAGCUAGAAAGAGUAAAGUGUACCAUAAAAAAGAUUAUUUUUCAGCAACCCCUUAGUGAGAUUCCUGACUGGGAUGACAGAAUCCAUACGAUUCAGUGGGUGGAUGUAGAAGCCCCUCUUGACAACAACACAAGAGCAAAUUCUGUGACAACAGUGACAACAGCCACAAACAAUAAAGAAAAAGCACACAUUGACAAUUCUACUCGUGUCUCAUCUCAGAACAAAUCUGGCCCUUCCAACCUUCUAACUGCAUCGACAACAACACCAACAUUUAUAGGUCCUCGAAAAAAGAAGGUGAUUAAAACCAAACCUCAGCCUCCGUGUACUGAAGUAUCAGAUUCAGAAAGAAACAUUCUACUCCUGGUCAGUGGAAUUGCGGAUUAUUGUGAAUAUUCGUGUUCAACAACACAGAUUCACUUCAAAGAUACACUCAUGUUUCAGACAAGGACUUACAAGUUCAGCAUAUUUAACAAAGGGUUGGUUCAGAUGGACUACAAUUGGCAAGUGAUUAUGGACACUUUCAGACCAUCAAUUACUGAUGGACAAAAACAAACUAAUGAAGGAGCACCAGCCUCACCAGCACCUUCCCCUGAUUCAUAUGUUCCAUUCUCUAUUGAACCCGCAUUUGGAACCAUUGCAGCCAAAGGAACAGUAAACUUUACGGUCAAGUUUUCUCCACUCAACAUUACAGAGAAUUCCGGACACUUAAUCUGCAGUGUUCCAAAUUUGCCAGGCAGCAGCCAAGGACCAAGUAUUGGAGUAAAGGGCAGGAGUUUAAUGCCAUAUUGUCAUUUUGAGUUGGAAGAUUCCGAUUAUAUUCGUACGCGUCGAAAUCCUGAAAUGCGAGGCCCAGGAGGAGCACCCCCUGGAGCAGCUCUUGAUGUCAAUACUAGAGUUGUUGAAAUAGAAUGCAUCGGGAUAGGAGUCAGUGUACAGAAGAAAUUCUACAUUUUGAAUCCGACCAACAAGGCAUAUUGCUAUGAAUGGAUAUCUGAAGACGAAAUGAACCCAAAGAAUUUUACUGGAUUUAGCUGCUUAUCCCCCAAGGGAAAUGUCUCUCCAGGAAAACAAGCUGAGAUGUUGUUUGAAUUCAAAUCACGAGAAAUAGGAAUUGCUGAAUCAUUCUGGCGAUUUCUGAUUCCUGACCAAAAUAUUAUCGUCCCAUUUUUACUAGUGUCCAGUGUCAAAGAUCCAGAUAUUCUGCUUGACCGGUCUCACAUGAGAUUCAAACCAGUUCUUCUAAACCAUGAAACAACAGAAAUUGUACAUUUGGUGAACAAUGAAAUGAGUGCUUUUCAGUUUGCAUUUGAUGAAGGAAGUUGUUUCUCUGAUGGAAUCCCUUCUAAGCUGUCAAUUGAGCCAAUGAAAGGCUUGGUCCCUCCAAUUUCCAGGCUUCCAAUUACAUUCACUUUCAUUCCUUUGAAUGAAAAGCCAGUCAAUUUUAAUGUUGUGUGCAAAGUGGUUGGUAAAGUGUCUCCUUUGCAAAUGAAUAUCAAGAGUGAAGGUUAUGCUAUGAGUUGUGCUGUCCUCUGUGAAGAUAAACAGGCUAUACAGAUUGAGCUUACAAAGUGGGGACUCAAUGAGAUAGACUUCAGUGAGGUGGAAAUCAAUGAGAAAUCAACAAGGAUUGUGACAAUUUCAAACACAGGCAAAUUUCAUUUCAACUAUGAAUGGAAAGUUAAUGACAAGGCCAACCAUUUGUUAUCAGUCAGUCCAACGUCUGGAGGUGUUAAAUAUGGCAGCAAAGAUAAAUGCGUCAUUACAUUUUGUCCAAAGAUAAAAUCUUCAUUAAAUGGUGCAAAAAUGAAACUCAAGAUCUCUAAUGGUCCAACUUACCAGAUUGUCUUUAAUGGCUCUGGAAUCUUUCCUGGACUUCAGUUCUCUUUCCUCUCCCAUAAUUUUGGUACUUGCUUUAUUUUCAAAGCAGGCAUGGGGCCCAAAACUGCAACACUAAGAAUUACCAAUAAAGACACUAAAGAUAUCAGUUUGGACUGUUUGUACACCUGUACAAAUCAAUUGAUGCACAACUUUAAGCCUGAUGUCCUCCAACCAGGAAUGUUAAUCGAUGUUUCCUUUUUCUUCUACCCAAGAGAGGCAGUUAAAUACAAGGAAAUAGUUACCUUUGAGGUGAACGGUUUGUCAACAAAGACAGUAGAAUUUCUGGGAGAAGGAUGUGAAAUGAAGGUGACAGUUGCUGAAAGUAAGCACAAAAUUGUGAAGUUAGGCACCCAUAGUAUCGGCAGCUGUACCAAACGGACCAUCCCCAUUGUCAACAAGAGCUUAGCUUCCAUGACGUUCAAUCUUCAGUUCUCACCUGUAUGCACACAACUUAAAGAUGUCAUCUCUGUCACCCCGUCAUCAACCAUUACUCUCCCAGCAAAGGUGGGGACAAUAAAUAUACAAGUCAUCUUUAAGCCAACAACAAGAAUCCCCCAGUUCUCUGAAGAGGUAUUCAUAGAUGCAGCUGGCUACAGUCAACCCCUUUUUGUCAUUCAAGGAAGCUGCUUAGCAAUGCAACUUGACUUAGAGACUGACUACAUCCCUUUUGGGGCUGUUGUUCUGCAAAGUUACAGUACACGCAAGUUAGUCCUCAGCAACACAGGAGACAUCAAUGCAAGAGUUCACUGGGAUGUGGAGAAAUUCAAACCAGACUUUUACAUUAGUCCUGUUGACAGUCAUGUGGUUGCAGGCAAACAGAUUUUGUUUGAUGUGAUAUUUAAGCCACAAAAAAUUUUACCUGACAUUCGCUAUGAGAACUUAAUGUGCUUUGUGAACGAUGGUGAGUAUCCUCCUCUGAAACUGACCCUCACAGGUACUUGUGCCAGUACCCCUACCUCUCGAGAAGUACUCCACUUCCAGACUUUUGUACGGCACAAAGAGACAAAGAGUAUACCAAUCAGUAACAGAUCAAAUCAGCAGUGGGAUCUCCGCCCAAUUAUUGAUGGGAACUACUGGCAAGGGGUGCAUAAAUUCUCAGUGGAGCCUCAAUCAACAAAACAAUAUGAGAUUACAUACUCACCAAUGACUAUGACAGUGGCCGAUAAUAAAAAGCACACUGGUUCAAUAUUCUUUCCUCUUCCUGAUGGCACAGCCAUAUUUUACAGUCUGACCGGCAUUGCUGAGCCACCCAAACCAAAUGGCAAAAUCUCCAGAGACAUUCCAUGCAAAGUGCACUACACAGAACCUUUGACUGUUUAUAAUUGGUCCAAACAAUCAAUGAGGUUCAAGAUGAAAUCAGAGAUUAUGAAAACAGAAAAAACUGACAUGAGCACAACAUUCAAAGGAAUGGAUUACAUUGAUGUUCCUGCAGGUGGCCAGAAAGAAUAUCGUUUGGAAUUCCAUGCGUAUAAAGAAGGAUUAACUUGCCUCAGGGUAACUUUCACUCAUACUGAAUCGGGUGAGUACCAGUUCUACGAGUUGAACUUUCGUUCCACAAAACCAAGCAGCGUUGGCCUUAUUGAACUGAGCAGCCCAGUACGGAACAGUGUUCCCCACACCAUCAAUUUGGAAAAUCCAUUGACUUUUGCAGUUACAUUCAACAUCAAUACAAACCUCCCUGAUUUAAUUGUACCCGGCCAAGUCGUUAUCGCUCCACAAUCAACACGUCCUGUGAAAAUAGAAUUCCAGCCAAUCAAAAUUGGAGAAACCAGUGGUAAAUUAGAACUGGUCAGUCCUGAAUUAGGUCUCUAUCUUCAUGACGUGAACUUAAAAGCAACUCCUGCAGGGCCAGAGAGGGCCAUCUACAUGCGUACCUCCUUAGGACAAAUGGUUAACAUUGUUGCUAAAUUCCUCAAUUUCGCCAAACAGAGAACAGAUUAUGUCUGCAAGGUGGACAAUACAGAUUUCCAUGUGGACAAGUCUGUAGCUGCUGCCCCAGGGUCACCAUCUGGGACAGAAGUUGCCGUGGAUAUUACUUUUGAACCUUCUCGCCUUGGAGAACAGAGAGCUACCCUAACAGCAACAUCAUAUUUCGGUGGAGAAUAUGUAUUUCCACUAUUUGGAAUGUGCACUACCCCCAAACCCCAAGGGCCUUAUGUCAUCAAGGCUGGAGCCACGAUUUGUAUUGUAUUCCGUAAUGUAUUUAACACGAACACUACAUUUACAUUACAAGUGGAUAACGAGCUUUUCCACUUGCCAAAGAAGAACGAAUCAAUCAGGCCCCACAAAGAUUACCGAGUGAUUGUAGGCUUUGACGGCAAUGACAGCCCUUCCAAAGCAGAUGUAAUGGGAAAAUUGAUCAUAUCUUGUCCUCGAGUUACAGGGGAUACAACAAAUGUGCAGUGGGUUUACUAUCUUAAAGGAGUAACUACUUAA
Molecule: messenger RNA, 5673 nt
Organism: Acanthosepion pharaonis
Lineage: Eukaryota; Metazoa; Mollusca; Cephalopoda; Sepiida; Sepiidae
Source: the annotation of a GenBank genome assembly